UCGAAACUGUUAAUAUUCCAUUAGAUUAUCUUUUACAAUUACAAUUUCUUGCAAUAAAAUCCUAUGAAAAAGAAUAUAAUGAUCUUUUGGAAAUAGUUGCUGCUAAUAAGGGCAUUACUAAUAAUAAAGUUUCUAAAAAAGUUGGUGAGAUGUGGCAUAAUGAACCUUUAGAAGUAAAAAUAAAGUUCCACCUUUUUGCUGAUGCUACAAAAUUAGAACAUAUGCAAAAAUAUCCCGAAUACAAAUAUCAACCUCAUCAUCCACAUGAAAAGAGAAGGAGGAGAAGCACUAAUUCAUCAAAGAAUGGUAUUUCAAAUCAAGACCAAGUAAAAGCAGAAAUGAACGAAGUUGAAUCUUGUUUCAAGAUAUUGAAUAACAAUUUAAAUUUGUCAAACGAAUUUUUGGUAAAUUUUCAGGAAACUAUACUUCCUUUUGAAUACAAAAAUUUACUUUGGUAUUCAACUCAUCCAAACUUAUCAGGAAAUUUAAAUAAUAUCAAUCAUGAAAGCAAUAAUUAUUAUCCUUUUUGUAUUUCUCCCAUUACUUUUUCGCAAUCUUAUCAUGACAGUUUUUAUCCUUAUCCCUUCCCUAUAUAUACUUCUAUGUAA
This is a messenger RNA of Racocetra persica, 608 nucleotides long. The record is from the annotation of a GenBank genome assembly. NCBI's taxonomy places the organism in Eukaryota, Fungi, Glomeromycota, Glomeromycetes, Diversisporales, Gigasporaceae.